This is a messenger RNA of Aspergillus tanneri, 789 nucleotides long. RefSeq names its product YoaK family protein. The record is from RefSeq and is a predicted model, not a curated record. Bases 1 to 789 code for a protein of 262 amino acids. Lineage: Eukaryota; Fungi; Ascomycota; Eurotiomycetes; Eurotiales; Aspergillaceae. The transcript is spliced from 2 exons.
AUGGCGAAUAAGUCUGAUCUGGAAGCCCAACCGGCUCAACCGUCCUCGUUAUUGCAGCGAUGGAAACAGCCCGUGGAUCCCAAGCAUACAGAUCUGAUCUGUCUGCUACUGUGCCUCGUCACCGGUCUGUGUGACAGCAGCGCAUACAAUGCCUGGUCAUGUUUCCUAGCGAUGCAGACCGGAAACACAAUCUUCCUCGGCCUCGGCGCCUCAAGCCAACCGAGCAACAAACCUUGGGGCUGGUUAAAAUCACUGAUGUCGAUAGCAGCCUUCUUCAUCGGCUCGUUUGUAUUCUCGAACAUCACGCGCCGCGUAGGCGCCACCCGUCGCGGGACGCUCUUCGUAUCGUUCAUGGUGCAAACGAUUCUCAUCAUUAUCGCGGUGGCAUUGAUCGAAGCAGAUCUGAUCCCACAUACGGCGGAGGAUACUUCGUUGACCGGGGGACGUCUCUUCCUGGAACUUAUUCCCAUUGCGUUGCUGGCGUUUCAGUCGGCCGGGUCAAUUACCUCUAGUCGGGCGUUAGGGUUCAAUGAGAUCCCGACCGUCGUGUUGACUAGUGUGUAUUUUGAUGUGGCGUCGGAUCCGAAGCUGUUGCAGGUGCCGACGGCGAAUCCGAAGCGGAAUCGGCGGAUCGGUGGUGUCGUUUGUCUCCUUGUUGGUGCGAUUGUUGGCGGAUGGUUGAGUCGAAGUAGUGGGGGAAUGCAGUCGGCACUGUGGAUGGCAGCAGGGUUCAAGUUUGUGACGGGGCUGGGAUGGUUCGUGUGGAAGGGUAAGACGACGGAGAAGUAA